AUGGGAUUUUACAAACCUGGGGAAACCCGCACCGGCGGCGCUGGCAGCUCCAGCUCAACCGAUACAGCAGCUUCGGAUCGCUCAAGAAGUACCGCUCCUACCCUUCUGAGUGAGCGCGCUGUGUCGGGGGGCAAAUUUCACCAAUGGACAGACUACGAGUACUUGGAUGGGCCCCCGAUUCAGGUGUCUGUGGAAGAAAACGAGAGCGAGGAAGGUGAUGAGGCGGAAGCGGGCUAUUAUGACCAAUUCGAUGACGAUGAUGUCGAGGAUGUUGAUGAACAUGACGAGGAUUUCCAGUCCCAUCAAUCUGUCUCUACCUAUGCCUCAACGACCAACUCUAAGAAUCACGAUAUUCCCGAGGAGCCUGUGUUCGAGGUGGGGAACAGAGAUGAACGAUUUCCAUCGGAUGCCUUGGCUUCGACGCCUUCCUCUUUCGGCAAUCUUUUCCCAUCAACGCGUCGCUUGCUGAUCCGUCAUGACGAUGCUACCAUUGACGGCAACAUGAAUCUGCGUGUCGACACGGUCGUGCCAUGUCGCGACGGUUAUCAGCAAGAUGUCAUUCUUUUCCACCUGCGCAUGUACGAUUUGUUUUCUCGCAAAUUUUCCUUCCGUCGAUACUGCCGUGACUCCGGGCGCGAAGUCUGUCACUCAACACGUAAAGAGUUGCAGUCGUCGCAUGAUCGACGACCGGUCUUUCGUCGAUCCUUGAGUAGCAUGUUUGCGAGCCUGCGGCCGGGUUCAAGUCACAGCGGUCAUCACCACGGAUCCGCCCAGAGCAACGGUUCUUCCAAGCGACGCGACUCCGGGUAUGGAUCGGGUAUGAAGCACGAUGCGAAAGCUCAUGCUGGCGACUCCACCACGACCGAUCCCUCUUCAUUCCCGACUCCGACCUCCUCUUCCUCUUCAUCUCACCCCCAAGAUAAAAAUCUCACCGACACGAUCUUGUUGGAAUUCUCCAAUUACGCUCAUGUCGAGGUGAAGCGCCGUGGUGGGACCGGCGCUUACCGCUACGAGUACGAGUACUGGAGUACGCGGUACCAGUGGCGCUGCGAAUGCCGUCGAGAGGGAGACUUGCGCGAGUUCUCUUAUCAUCUGGUCGACAUGAAAACAUCCAAAACGAUCGCACAUCUGAUGCCGGACAUCUUGACACCUUUAGAGGCCAUUGAGGAGGAGAGUAAGGGAGGCUGGGUGCCGCCUUCCAGUCUCUGGAUCAGCGACCCCACCGUGUACGAACGGAUGCCCGAUAUUGCAGAUGUCAUCGUUGCAACGGGCCUCACCACGCUUGUGGACGAUUGUAUUCGACGACGCUGGCAUCGAGAGCGCCGUGGCUCGGCCAUCUCUUCCACCGGUGCCGCACUUUCACGAAGUUUGGAACGGAUGGGGCCACGUCGCCUGAUCGGUGAAGUCCUUCAUCGGCGAGGUUCCGCAUAG
Molecule: messenger RNA, 1431 nt
Organism: Penicillium oxalicum
Lineage: Eukaryota; Fungi; Ascomycota; Eurotiomycetes; Eurotiales; Aspergillaceae
Exons: 2
Coding region: 1-1431 (476 amino acids)
Source: RefSeq, a predicted model, not a curated record